CUCUUCUGUUUUGUUUAAAAAGACCCAAUGUGCUACGACUGCAUUUUCUUUGGAUCAUCAUCUAUGCUAAACUUGCAAAAAUGACAUCUUUAGCUCUGGUUUUGGUAUUUUGUGCCUUGGUCUCUUUAAGCAAUUCUUCCUGUUUCCAGGAACUUCUUAAACCGGGGGCAACAGAUUGUACGGAUGGCUAUGAUAAUUCCAAUCAUGUAUUUGGAAGUACUUGGACAAAUGACAGAUGUAUCCGAUGCCAUUGCACCUCCAAUCGAAUGUCCUGCUGUGACACGAUGCACAGAGCAUUUAUCCAGACUGAAGGCUGCACUGUGAAGUAUGAUUACAGCACAUGCACAUUUGAAGUGUUUCAUCCAAAGAAUCCCAAUAUUCAGUGUUCCUAUGGUGCUAUUGGAAAAUAAUUUCCAACGAUUGAAAAUUCAGAUCAGUGAUGUGUGGUGCGUAUUUCGACUAAAAUUAGUAUUCACUGUAUCCAGCGCUGAGAACUGAAAAUAAUAAACAACUAAAAAAGGUUAUGAUAACCAAAAGGUCUUGCAUUCAAGGCUUUCAUUCUUAUUUUUAUCACUAAAAAGUUCUUAUUUUUAAAGUAAAGCUCAUCGGAGAACAUCAUAUAUCUGUAAAAAAGAGUUUAUACCUUAGCAUUUGUCCAUGCAUAGAAGCCAAUGAAUGCUGUAAGACAAUUUUACUGUAAAAGUGCUGUAAAAAUAUUAUGAUUGUAUUGUUUAUUUUGAUUCCCCCCCCCCCAAUAAUUAAAUAAAAUGUUCUUAUUACACAUUA
Pimephales promelas (fathead minnow) is the source of this 786-nucleotide messenger RNA. Its product is annotated as beta-microseminoprotein. The record is from RefSeq and is a predicted model, not a curated record. NCBI's taxonomy places the organism in Eukaryota, Metazoa, Chordata, Actinopteri, Cypriniformes, Leuciscidae.